AUGGUGGUGCUGGUAGUGGUCAUGGUAGAGGUGCUGGUGGUGAUUAUGAUGGUUGUGGUGCUGGUGGAGGUAGUGCUGGUGGAUUUGCUGUUUGUUGUAGUGCUGGUGGUGGUGGUCAUGAUGGUUGUGGUGGUGCUGCUGUUUGAUGUGCUGGUGGUGCUGGUGCGAGUGCUGGUCAUGAUGGUGUUGGUGUUGCUGAUGAUCGGAUGGUCUGAUGGUGGUGGUGCUGGUGAUGAUGGUGGUGCAGGGGCUACAAUGGCAGUUUUGUUCACACCGUAUGCUGUGGACAACAUUAUCAACAAAGAUAUUGUCCACAGAACCGGAAGUGCCCCACCAUGCAACUGGAAGUGGUACCCCGAGAAAAUCAGUGGCGUGGCGAUGCCUCAAGAAGAAAACACAGACCUGGCUUUGGCUUCGAGCGCUUUUGGAGUUGGCCAUGGGCGAAGCCUCACAGAUGACACAAUGGGUGACACCUCACUGAUGACACAAUGGCCUGAUGUCUCGACUGGAUCAGGGCAGUACACAAUUACCUCGGUUAAGGUUGUGGACGUAGUUUAUGAUGAAUAUGACUAUAUUAUAAUCGGGUCUGGGUCUGCUGGUUCAAUCCUGGCCACACGACUGUCUGAAGACCGAGAUUCGUCAGUAUUACUUCUAGAAGCCGGCGAAACCUUGGUGAAAAAGCCGAUCUUCUACGAACCGUGGCGGUACAUACAGCUGCUGAACUCCACCUACGACUGGACGUACCUAACUGUUCCUCAAAGGAACGCGUGUCUGGGAAUGAAGGACAGGAGCUGCUUCUGGCCCAGGGGCCGAGUGGUAGGCGGCUCCAGCAGCAUCAACGUCAUGCAGUACACAAGGGGGUCACCCUUGGACUUUGACGAAUGGAAAGCAAAUGGUUGCAAAGGAUGGGGCUUCAAGGAUGUUCUUCCUUACUUCUUAAAAUCCGAAGAUAUGCUCAUGUCUGAAUUUAAAGACUCCAAAUACCACAAUGUUGGCGGUCCUUUGGCAGUGUCAGGUGGGGAUGUGACUCCGCUUGCCCAGGUUUACAGAGAGGCGGCUAGAGAACUCGGAUACACAAUUUCUGACUACAAUGGAGAAACUCAAGAAGGAUUUAACAAGAUUCAAUACAACAUUCGAAACGGGGAAAGAAGUAUGCCCGGGACUGAAAUGCUGAUGGGUCUAGAUAGAAAAAACCUUCAUAUCUCCGCUAACAGCCAUGUGAGUAAGAUUGACAUCCAGAAUAAAGAGGCCAAAGGUGUGUGGUUCUAUAAGAAUGGGAGGAAGGUGUAUGUGAGGGCCACCAGAGAAGUCAUCGUUUCGGCGGGGACGGUUGGCACGCCCCAGCUCCUUAUGCUGUCGGGGGUAGGUCCUAGGAAACAUCUGGAAGAGAUGAACAUUACUGUAGUUGCUGACCUUCCGGUCGGGGAGAAUCUACAGGAUCACGAGAAAGUCAGUGUAUGUGUUGGAAUUAAGCAGCCUUUGAGUAUAACACCGAGCGUUCUCAAUAGUUGGACCAACUGGCUAAGGUAUAAGCUCUUCGGUACAGGACCACGCUCCAUAGCGAUAACAGACGGAUCAGCAUACGUUCACCUCAAUAAGUCAAAUAAAGAUGCUUACUGGGAGUGUAUUGUCCGGCACACGGCGGUGACUCAAUAUCACCCGACCUCUACGUGUAAGAUGGGGCCCGACGACGACAAAUCUGCAGUCGUGGAUCUGCAUCUUCGAGUAAAGGGCGUCGGACGCCUGCGCGUUGGGGAUGCCUCCGUGUUUCCGUCUGUCACUUCUGGUAACGUGAACGCCCCGACCAUGAUGAUAGCGGAGAAGGCGGCAGACUUUAUUCGUGGAGUGAAUACGGUGGAUCACCUAACCAGGGAUGUCUGA
Mya arenaria is the source of this 1881-nucleotide messenger RNA. RefSeq names its product oxygen-dependent choline dehydrogenase-like. The transcript is spliced from 5 exons. Lineage: Eukaryota; Metazoa; Mollusca; Bivalvia; Myida; Myidae. Gene Ontology annotation, molecular function: flavin adenine dinucleotide binding; oxidoreductase activity, acting on CH-OH group of donors. Bases 1 to 1881 code for a protein of 626 amino acids. The record is from RefSeq and is a predicted model, not a curated record.